CUUUAUGGAGCAUUUGUACAGAACGGAAAAAUAUUGACUCUUGUUACCUUUUUUAUAAAUGUUGCAGGGAAUUUAUCAUGGCCUCCCAAUAUCCUCCAAACCUCCGUUUUGGUCUGUCGGGACUCGUGUACUUUUUGGAAGUUGUUUUCCUCUUUUUAUUUUACUUCUUUGUUUCUUAUGACCAUCAACAUUCUCAAAGGGAUGCUACUCUCUACCCAGCGUUUCAAGACGUUAACGUCAUGGUGAUCUUUGGCUUCGGCUUCCUCCUGGCCUUCCUGAAGAACUAUGGCUUCAGCAGCACUGCGUUUGGACUUCUUCUUGCUGCCUUAGGCACACAGUGGGCCGUGAUCAUGGAUGGAUUCCUCUUCCACUUCUCGGAUGGGACAGUGCGGAUGAACCUCCAAAGCAUCAUAGAAGCUGUUAUGAGUGUCACCACAGUGUUAAUCUCCUCUGGAGCUGUUCUUGGCAAAGUCAACCUGAUGCAGCUGGUCUUCAUGGCUAUGGUGGAAGUGACGGCUUUCAUCGUGAACAGAUGGCUAGCUGAGCAUUUUCUGCAGAUUAAAAGCCAUGUAACCCUGAUGCAUGUCCCUUUAUUUGGGGCCUACUUUGGCUUGAUGGUCUCCUGGAUACUCUACCAUUCCUCGCUGAACAGAACAGUUGAGAAGGAAAGCUCAAGGCCUGUCUCCAAUCUGUUUGCAAUGCUGGGUACUUUAUUCCUUUGGAUGUUCUGGCCCAGCUUCAAUUCUGUGCUGAUAGAAGACAGAUCAGGGAAGCUGAAUGCGGUCUGCAACACUUACUUUGCCAUUGCUGCAAGUUCUGUUGCUGCCUUUUCAAUCUCAGUGGCUACCAGCAAAAAUGGAAAGCUCAGCAUGGCCCACAUCCAGAAGGCAACCCUGGCAGGCGGGGUGGCUGUUGGUUUUUCAGCUUCCACCAUCCAGCAGCCUUGGAUUGCAUUGCUUUUGGGAUUGGUGGCUGGUGUGGUUUCUGUACUUGGCUCUGCCUUUUUACAGAAAUACAUGAAUACAGCAGUCAAGAUACAUGAUACCUCUGGAAUUCAUUCUACCUUUGGCUUGUGCAGUGUAUUUGGAGGGAUUGUCCACGUCAUUCUUACCCUGAUAGAAAACCAUGAAAACCUAUCCGAACUAGGCUACUUGGCCUUAAUUGAAGUUGGUGCUCUCAGCCUGAGCUUGGCCAUUGGUCUGGCAAGUGGUGUUCUGACAGGUUUCAUCUUGAAAUGCAAAUUAUGGAAAGCCCCUCCUGUAAGAAAAUACUUUGAUGAUCAAGCUUAUUGGGAGUUCCCCCAUGCAGCUGUUGGAUACUGAAUACAGCCAUCAAAACUGCAGGAAGUGAGUGUUUACUCCACAAGAAUAUGUUAAAAUGACACUUGCUUUAUUAAAACUGCCAGAGGUGGUAUAUUUACCUUUUUGUAUGGAAUAUUUGUAAGGCUAGAUGAAUGAUAUCUAUACUAUUAUUUAAAGAAAGCUGCCCUCCAUCUUCUCUUCUCCAAUGUGUGCACUGAUCCAAGUCACAUGUGAAGAUCAACAAUGGGCUAUUCAUGGUUGGUUGAAACUAUGUGGGCUGCCUCCCAUCCAUUCACAAAACUCCAAAAUGCAGUGUCCCUGGGUUGUUUUCUGUGAUGUGCAAACCUGCAACCAGGGUUGUUGGAGUAACAACCCAGUUUAAGUCAAACCAUGGUUCUUGGAUUGUUUUGUUCACUGAAAACAAAGUGGAAGCAGUGAGAGGCUGCACACUCCUACCUGUGCAGCCUCAAAAGCUGAUGAGCUAAGUAAAACAGAGAUGGUGGUUAUGUGCCAACUGGGUAGCUGUUUACCAUUAAGAUACUUAGGAUUUUAAUGGCAGUGAGGAAAAGAGGAAGAAUGUAAUGUUAGAUCUAAGUACUAACUCUGGCUCUCCACACUCUGUGCUCAUGGAUUGGUUUUCACAUAUUCUGCUUUCAUUUUCCACUCUGGCCUUGAUUGCUCUUCACAUUUACAGUGUAGCCUAAGCUAUUCCCAACACUUCCUGAAGCUGCAUAUUAUGCGGGCAGACUGGUAGUGUGAGCAAGUUCUCUUUGAAUGAGGCUUUGCCAUUACUGACCUUCACAUUCUGAGGAACCCCAAAAGGAAGACUGCUAUCUCAGGCACCCCAGUUGGUGUGCUCCAGACAUGUUGGACUACAGCUCCCAUACCUGCCAGCAUGGUCGUUAGGUAGGGAGGAGCGGAACUGUACUCCAACUCAUUUGCAAAACACCACUUGGAAAGCUCAGCUGUACCACCUUAUUACUGGAUAGUAGGCAUAAUUCCCAGGCAUUUUUCUAUUACAUUUUAAUGCAUAGAAUUAACAUUAUCCAUUAAAAAACUAUCCACACAGAAUGUCAGUCACAUAUUUCCAUAUUCAAAAAUAUCUGUUCUAUUGUGAAGACACAUCACAUAUAAAGAGCUGUAAAACAAAUAGUGUUUAAUAUUCAUUUAUAACAAAAACAUUCAGUAAGAGGACCUCAAAGUUCUCUUCCUUCUCAGUUUUACAUUUUAGUCACAUGCUACAAUAUUUAAUGUCAAAAGCUGAGAGUAGAAAAUAGCCUUAAAUAGAAUGAAAAAUAAUGGAAAUGUCUUUCAUGAUUUUUUUAAAAUGGGAGAGUUUUCUUCGUCACUGAUACUAGAGCACAAGUGUUACAAAAAGAGAGUGGGUAAUUAAAAAAUAGCAGGACAGAUGCUCUAGGUCACUUAUUGCCACAAAUCUUCAGUGCGACCAAACUUAAAGACCAGACCUCUGUUAAUGAAAGAGAGAGACUAGCUUAACUCCACCAAAUAUUAAAGACAUUUACAUCCAAAAGAGUAGAGCAACAUCUUUAUUUUACUGAAAUGCAGGGUAAAAACUUUAAGGUAUAUUCUAUGCAAGUCUAGACAGAAAAAAUGCGUACAAUUCCAAGCAUGCGACCAAUAGCAUACUCUACAAAAGCCUGCAAGUGACUUUUAAUAGCAUUCACAAAUCUGUGUCUUACAAGAAUACUGAUAUUAUUGGGAUAAGUGCAAAUGGGCCCUAUCACCUGCUGUGAAGAAUCAUGUAAUGCAGAGAAAAACUGGUGGAAGCCAUUAAUUUAGACACUGUCUGAAAAUAACCUUUUACACCUUGCUUCCCUUGGAAGAUUGCUACAACCAAGUGUAACUCCAGUGGUAUUCUAAGCCACAAAUUUUACCUUGCAGGAACUUUCCUUCUUUUCGUCCCAACUUGCUCUUUUAGCAUGCUAAACCUGUACUCUUUCCAAGCUCUUUGCAGCAUGUGAUCCAUUCUCUGAGCGUCCCUGAUGCCAAUUUUAUGCAGUUUUAGGCAACAAAUAAUAAUUCUUUUCUCUGGAGCUUUUAAUUAAAAUGUAAACAUGUGAUUUUAGGGCUUUGACUGUCUUUAUUUUAUUAGACUCUGAUAAAACAGCUGCUUUAUCUUGUUUGAUGCUGCUUUUUGCCUUUCUGUUUUUGUAUGGUGACUUACUUUGCAAAUUACAGAAUAAUAACCAACAAUUUAUGUGA
Molecule: messenger RNA, 3524 nt
Organism: Varanus komodoensis (Komodo dragon)
Lineage: Eukaryota; Metazoa; Chordata; Lepidosauria; Squamata; Varanidae
Gene: RHCE
Product: Rh blood group CcEe antigens
Exons: 10
Coding region: 78-1322 (414 amino acids)
Biological process (GO): ammonium homeostasis; ammonium transmembrane transport
Cellular component (GO): plasma membrane
Molecular function (GO): ammonium channel activity
Source: RefSeq, a predicted model, not a curated record